Fusarium fujikuroi IMI 58289 is the source of this 1380-nucleotide messenger RNA. RefSeq lists its product as uncharacterized. Bases 1 to 1380 code for a protein of 459 amino acids. The record is from RefSeq and is a predicted model, not a curated record. NCBI's taxonomy places the organism in Eukaryota, Fungi, Ascomycota, Sordariomycetes, Hypocreales, Nectriaceae. The transcript has a single exon.
AUGGGCUCCCUCUUCCCUCUCAACUCAGGAUGCUCAUCCUUCAUCGUGAAGCCCUCCGACAAGCGACCUCAGCAGACGGGAGCUCUCGCGCGUCUCCCUGUCGAGCUGAAGCGCAUGAUAGUCAAGAAAAUCGACAAGCCCAGAGCUAAAGACCUUAAAUCUCUAGCCUUGUCUUCAGCUGCGCUCUUCAGUGUCAUUCGCCCACUAUACUACCGGUCAGGCAGCUUUGAAGAUUUCCGGAAAGCACUCAAGACUGCAGACGUCGCCAGAAUGGAGCGCAAUUACGAGUUCGGCGGUAUUGAAGUCUCGAUCGUCUGGGACAAGAAACAUGUCAAGUGUCAAUGCCGCAACAAGCUUGCAAAGCACAGCAAACACAGACCGAUUGACCUUCUUCUGUUUCGCGUCAUCAAAGAAGAAUGGAACCCGAGUUUUGCGAAUGCUCUCAUGUGGUUGUGUUCCAAGGGUUUUUCGCUCCAGCACUGGCCACGUAACCAUCACUCGAUCUCAUCUAUGUCGAAUAUGAUGCCUGAAUCUCUUAUCCAGCUUUUUCAAAGAGGGAUGGGAGAUCAUGACAAAGUCAAAGGAAUCUGCGACAUCAUCCAGUUUCUGAGUGGUCAGGGUCUUCCCAUUCCUCUCCGUCUGAAUCCCGAACGGGCUCCAGGCUACGCAGCAAAGGAACGACAAGAGAGAGCAGUAGACUGCAGUUGCUUAAAAUGCGGUCCUCCCCUGCGUCACGUAUGGCACGAAACCACCAUGACCAUCGCCCUUCGAUCCCAUUGUCCACCCAUCAUCCUCGAAGUCCUUCUCCAGGAGUACACAAAGCGCGGUGUUUUCCUCACGGACUUGGAACUGGAUACUUGGGAAGCCCCGCCAGCACUGAAGGAUUGGUGUGACGCCCAGGAACCUUUCUUCAAAGGCAGACCGCACCACGAGCCGUGGUUCAUCGAGACAGACUUUGCAUCUGUAAUCUCGAGUCUAUACGCCGACCUCAUGGAGCCUGUUACGGGCUGGGAAGAGGAAUAUCAAGGGCAAACAGCCGAUAUCUGGGAAGCCAAGAUGAAGUUGCUCCUGCGCUACAACGCUAUCGACGAGCAUGAGCGGGAUUUGUUCCAAGGAGUUUUGGAUGCUCUUCGACAGAUCGCCAAGAUGAGCCCGGGCACCGGCGACGCCGCCAGAAAGUAUCGAUGGAGCGCAUUCCGCAAGGCUAUUCGAGAUUUCGCAACGGCACCUGAGCUCAUGAGAACGUAUUUGGACCAGGAUGAUUGGAGCGAGUCUGAGUUUCCGGAGGAGACGCGACGUCCGCACCGGUUUUAUAUUGACGAGGACAUCAAUCCAUCGUUCUGGAGUAUCGGAAGUGCUGUGGUCAGAUCUCACGAUUGA